Messenger RNA from Ailuropoda melanoleuca (giant panda), 12613 nucleotides. RefSeq names its product semaphorin 6D (gene SEMA6D). Gene Ontology annotation, molecular function: chemorepellent activity; semaphorin receptor binding. The transcript has 19 exons. The coding region runs from base 6931 to 10191 and encodes 1086 amino acids. Gene Ontology annotation, cellular component: plasma membrane. Lineage: Eukaryota; Metazoa; Chordata; Mammalia; Carnivora; Ursidae. Gene Ontology annotation, biological process: neural crest cell migration; axon guidance; semaphorin-plexin signaling pathway. The record is from RefSeq and is a predicted model, not a curated record.
CUGUCAUUAGAACAGGACAACUCAUGUGAAUGGAGACUUCGCAUUAAAAUCUACCAAAGCCCAUGUCUUAGGUUGCUGCUUAUUUCAUGAACAGCUGCCACUUCUAGUUGGGGGGGCGGAAAGUGUGUUUCAGUUUAUUCCCAGGAUGCAUAGAGAGAAUAAAAUUCAUAUAACGAUAUUAAGCAUAACGUAACCUUCUUUCGUUAAGGUGGCUAUUGUUGGGCUGACUUUUCCUCCUCAGACCCUGACAACAGUGGCAGUGCAGCUCAUAAUUUGGAGCCACUCCCAUUCAUCCAACAGGAAAACUAGGAAACGUUUUGACUGUGAAAAGCCACCGUUGGUGUAACCAAGGGCGAUCAAAUCCGUGGUCCACAUAGAUAUCACAGGAGGUGGACUUAUUUCUCAAACUUUUCGUUUCUAUUAAGCUUUUGUUAACUCACCCAGAUUAGCAUUUUAACAACCCUGAAGUGAACUUCUGCCAUUCUCUCUACUUGGACACAGUAUGUAGAUCAUCCAUCAUCCUGUCCUUGGCUACAACAGGCUGCUGGCUCCAUCACCAUUUGGAGCUACACAGAAUCCAUCCGACUGUGAACAGCACAGCUGGCUACAGCAAUUUUUUCUUCCACACCACUGGCAGCAUUGUCUGGCUGUGGUAACUAAAGUUAACACCCAGAACGGGAAGUUUCCCUUGUUUGGCAACCUGUGCUGGGCCCCUCAUCCAGUUCCAGGGGCACACCUGCAGAAAGGCCCUGCCGACUUGCAGUGGCGUGCCCCACUUAAGAGAGGAGUUGCCCCAGCCUUAGACAACCCACGGGAAAGCCUCUGUAGGCUUGAUGCAAUUAAACCACCAGAGCUGCAGAAUUAGAAGAAGUCAUUCAGACACCACUCAUCCUAGACCUUCAGAAGGCAGUCUUUCUGAAAAGGGGAAGAGAAGAAUGAAGUAGCCUGUAGCCUGUGAUUCCAAAUGACUGAAAACAGAAAAAGACCUUGUCUAAGUUCCUUAGAGAACUGGACAUGUCAUUGCUUCCUCCCUUUUCACAAAGAAUAUGUGAUGUGCCUAAAUCUAGGACUCCUGUCUGAUAGUACCCAGUGCUUUCUAUCAGUAUGUUUUUUUUGGUGGGGGAGGGGGGUCUUCUUUUUGCUAAGAAGGUAUCUGUUACAGUAGUCAUUGCUUGAUAAAACAAGAAUGACAUGAGUUAGGUGGAUACAUUUGUUAAGUUAUGUUGCGAAGCUUUAAAAAGGAAACUUUUAUGAUUAGAAGUACUGUUUCUGGAGUUUGAUGUGGGCCGGGGGGUCUGCCUUGUAUUUUGGUGGGAGGUAGUCUCCUUGCUUCUUCCCCUCUUAUUGACUAAUGAAAUCAGCCACAAACCAGCUGGGAUGAUAGGACAAAGAUGAUGAUGAUGGAGAAAGGGCAAUAGGGGGAAAACAGCAGCAACCACACAAUACCCAGCACUUAUUGUUGGUCUUGAUGAUAAUUACAUCAUGUAACCUUCAAUUAACUGCACAGGGUGAGCUCUGUUAUUAUCACUGCUCUAUCUAAAAAGAAAACUCAGGGACCUGAGGAAGUCAGGUCACUUUCCUGAGGUCUUACCAGCAGGGAGGUGAUAGAGUCGGGAUUUGAACUCACAUCGGCCUAACGUGUCAGCCCACACCCUUUCAUUACUACACUGAAUUGUUUCUGGGAACAUGAACGACCCUACAAUUUUGUGACUCCCUGGUAUCUUUGACAUUUGGUCUUCAAUAAAAGAGUCCUAUUCUGAGGGAAAAUUUUAUACAGAAUGAAAUGAUAGGGACAGUGUGGGUAUCCUCUUAAAUUUUAACCUUUCUCCAAACUAAAUCAUAUCGUGACACACUUCUUUCACUUUUAUUCCUGGUGGCCAAAUAAUUAUGACACACUCUUCUUUUCAAGUGUCCUAGAACAGCUUCUUCCCCCACCAUUUUUCUCCAUGGUAGGCUUUCCUGUCCAAGAUUACAGUGGCAUAGGACAAAUGGCAAUAUUCAUCACUCUCCACCAAAAAGCGCGUCUGCAUCAGGGUGCGAUUGACAUUCAUUUCCCUGAUCUUGGCAGGUGAAGAUCCAUUAUGUAUCCUUGUCCCAUUCCCCAGGAGUAUUUAUGGGCCCCAUCAGCGAAGACAGUGAGAGCUGCAGCUGUUCAAGCAUUAGUGGCACCGGGAUAGAAAGUGUGUUAUUGAAGUUUGACUAUGUAUUAUAUUGUAAUACACAUUUUUCUUACUUACGGUUGCAGGAGAAUCCUUUUGCCUAUACGAGUAAUCAGACACAUUGUUGAGAAAUUGUCACUUGCACAUCAGCAUUUCUUUCGUUCUCUUUUAUUCAGGAUUCCUACAGGAGGGAAAAAAAAAAAAAAACAAAUACACAUUCCACUACAUAGAAUGCUGAAAUUUAAGGUGUUCAACAUAUAUUUAUGGGAAAGAAAUGUGGGUUUGAAGAAGGCCAGUAUGUUGGGACAUGUAUAAUAAGGCCUCGGGAAGAUCUGCGAUUACUUAGCCUAUUAUUGGAGUAACUAUUUAAAAAUAAAGUCAGGAUUUUCUAGUCAGACGAGGAACUGGCACAUAUGAACCAGAGCAGAUGAAGCUCUUUGGGAAAAUAACACUUCCAUUCCCAGGAGCCGGCUGUCAGCAGACCAGAGACUCAGACUCUCCCAACGUCUAUGUUGGCCUAGGCAUUGCUUGUCAUUAUAGGGGUCUCUGGAAACUUUUUUGGUCUGCGGAGUUGUCUUCGUCUAUCAGUAAGUCCCCAGACCUCCUCGCCUGGGUAAUUGGUGGGUCAAAUACGUAUAUUUUUAAAAGGACAGAAGAAGGAAGAAGAGGAGGAGGAGAGGCAGAAGGAGGAAUAAAGAAUGUUGCAGUUGUUUCUGUUUUGUCAUUGCUGGGGUAACGAUUUGUUCAUUCAGCCAACUUUUACCAAUGUCUGCUCUGCACAAGUAGGUGCCAGUUGCCGGGGGGGGGGGUGGUUCAAAGAGGAACUGACACGUAGUUCCAGAGCUCAAGGGUCUUGCUGAGUGGUGUAGAAAAGACAAGGUAAACACAUAGCCCAAAUAAAAUGGCGCGCCUUUUAAGCACCAGAAAACAUACACACAGACCUAUGGAAAUUGAGAGGAGUGAGAAGUUAUUUCUGGCUAGGGUAGUCAGGGAAGGCUUUGUGGAGCCACUGAUAUUUGAGCUGGUCCUUGAACUAGGUAGGAUUUGGACAGGUGGACUGUGAGGGGCAGUGGGGGAGGUGGUGAGAGAGAGGGCAUUCCAAGCAUAGAGAACAGCUUAGGCAAAGGCCCUGGGGUGGGGGUGGGGCCUUGAUGAGUUGUCCACAUUGGAGUCCUAACCUAGGACAGACUUGCAUUUCAGGUGUGAAGAGGCAGUUUGCCGUGCAGUCCACAAAUAUUUAUUGAGUAUCUUUGGUCUACUCUACUUAGCCAUUCAGCAGAUGGCCCCCUGCUUAAGCCAUCAGAAUGAAUGGGAUCAAUCUUGUGGUGAUUCAGUAGAUUGCUCCGUGAUCAGAGCUAAAAACCCCAUAUCAACUGCCAACUGGUUCAGCGUUGCACAGGAACAUUGCAAGGGAUAACAUGAUUUGCCUCAAAUUACCCAGCAAGGCAGUUCCCCCACGGGGUUGUUUAGCAGAACCAAACUAGAAGGGUCCUGCUUCACUGGUUUCAUCUUUUUUAACUUGAAGAAGCUCUAGACAUAGACUCUAUGGUAAGGAAUAAAUUUCAUACAUAUAUGGGGGGCUUGGGAGAGGGGGAAAGGGGAUGUGGAGAGAGGAGUCAGAAGAGAACAGAAACCUGUGAAAAAUGUGAGAGUGGUAGGAGCUGGACGCUCGGUGCUCAGUCCACACUGCAGGUCCCAGGAGGCUGGAUUGCCUAUUCCUCUCGGAAAGGCAGCAGAGUGAGCUAUGCCCAGCAAACAUCUUAGUAAAAAUGUGUUGGUUCAGUUUAACAUUUUAUUAUAUUGCAGAUAGAGCCUAUCAUGCCUGGUAAACUCUGCAAAAAACUGGGUUGGAGCUGACAGUUUUUUCCUAGUAAAGUGAAAAAGUAGCACUAAACAACCUGGAAAGUUACUAAUGCUUCCUUUUGGAAAAUCCCAUCCUCAAGAGACCCUGGGGAUUAGGCUGCACUUUCCGGGUCUGAGCUUUCAGGAUAAACUCACCUCCCAGCAGUGGCUCCCACAACCCCACCUUCCCAACUCCCUCCCCACCUCCCUCCUCCCUCCCAGGCCCAACCCUACUCCAAGCUAGGCUGUUGGGUAUGAGGGUUGCCAAGCCAUCCUUCACCCCUUGAUUUAGCACAAAUUGUAAUCAAACCACUUCUCAUCAUGGUUACGUUUAAUAGUGGAGGUGAUAAGCCUCACGGAAAGGAAGUUGGGACGUUCAGUGCAGUAGAGGCAUGCUUAUUAGAACACAUAGUAAAAGAAAAAUAAAAUGAAAACAAUUCCAUUAGGGAAUGAUUAAGCCAAUGACUUUGCCAAGAGUUGCUCCAGUGGUUCAUUUUCCUUGGUAUAUUUAAGUCUUUUACAAGUUAAUAGUUGCAUGACAGUCUGAGAGAAAGACUUAAGUCGGAAGAAUCACUGCCAAUGAAUGAUCAAUCAGAAAUUGUAAAAUAGGUCAAUGGGGAUAAAGGAUUAAGCAUAUACAAAUUCACUAUCGGGAACUUUUCAGGAAUAUUCCAGUGACAUAAAGCAGAGAACCUGUUCUGUCUAAUAAUUAGUCUGGCUCCCACCCAGUUAUUUUUUUGAGGGACUGGCUGCCUCCUCCUGCAUAAAGCACAGUUGCCUUCCAGACAGGACCUAAAAUAAACUGGCCUGGCUCAACUCGGCUAAUAAUAACAGCUAGCACUUACUGUGUGCCGUGGCACUGUGCCUAAUACUUCAAGUAUGUUAUCUAAUUUAAUCCUCAGGCUGCCCCUGAGAGUGUAGGACUGAUGGGUAACGGAGAGCUAGCAUUUACUGAGCGCUUACUGUGUGCCUGAUACUCUUUUCAGUGCAGCUAUUAAAUGGUUUGAUUAGCAUUCUUGGAGGUAGGUACUAUUAUUAAUAACGUCCUCCUUUUAUACAGGGGGGCACUGAGGGAUGGGAGCUGAAGCAGUUUUCCCAGGGUCAAACCAGGGGACUUGGAUCCACGAGAAAUAGCGUGGCAGGGUACUGAACAGCAUGAACUCUGGAGACGGCUUGUCGGGGUGUGAGUCUGGGCUUUGUGACUGAUAAGCUGUGAUCUUGAGCCCAUUACUUCAUCUCUCUGAGCCACAGUGUCACCACAGAAAAGGUGGACGACAAUGCCAGUACCCACCUAGAAGGGUUAUAGUGAGACAUAAAUGAAUUAAUAUUUGAACAGCUCUUAGAAUAGUGCUUGGUAGGUAGUGAGUGCUGUCUAUGCCUCGGUGUCUAUUAAACAAAAAUAAAUGCAGUCUGGCUCCAGAGCCCUCGCUUUUAGCCCUCAUACUGUGCUGUCUUUUCCCAUGGGAUUUUAUCAUGUCUCUUUAACUGGUCUGCAGCCCUUGAAGCCAGUUUCCCCACCAGGCUCCCUCUAUCCUCAUUAAGGACUCUUGCCACACAUUCAGCCAGACUGGAAAGGGGAGUUUGGCAGGAGAGGUCCAGUGGCCUGGAGAUUUACCCCAGACCUUGAUGCUUAGUUGCAUAACCCUGACCCUGAUGUCAGCAGUUUUGGUUCGUGACCUCAGAAAUCUGGCUUCUCCUGUUGAAUGUGUUAAAGGCCUAUGGAGAUGAUUGGCAUAUGUUCUGUGCUGGUUGCCCCCAGGCUGACGAAAAGCUGAAUGAUACCUGGGAAAUCCAGGCACAUUCCCAGACCAUUCCUGUCAUUACCCACAGCUUUGAUCUCUACCGGUGGUCCUCCAGUGAUAAAACUCAUCAGUAUCACGUAGGGUUAAAAUGCAGAUUCCCAGGGCCCUGGCACUAAUAGCUCCAUUCUGCUGGGUCCAGAGUAUGAAUUUUCAGCAAACAGCUCAAGUGACUCACACCUUGAAGUCCCUUGACCACGCUUUGAUAAAUGAUGCUCUCGUAUGGCCAGAGUGCACAUCCCCACCGAAACAAGGUGUAGACUUCGAGGCUAGCAUUGGCAGGCCGCUAGGUAUCAGAUCCGUAACCUCUUGCCUACAGCACAGGGAGAAUGGUGAUAAGCCAGAGGUAUCCCAGCCAGUUCAUGAAAGAGUGAAGAAAGUAAUAAAAUUAUUCAAAGCUAAAGAGGCUUUUUUUGCCCCUCGUUCAAAAAUAAAAUAAAAUAAAAUCUUCACAGUGAGCAGAAAUUAAGAAAGAAAAAGGGCACUCGCUUAUUUCUGCUGACUGGCCUAUAUCAUUUCAUAAAUGGAGUCCUAGACCAGUAUUCAUAGCAACAGUUUUUGAUUUAACGAUAAACUGAGAUAAAGGUAAUCAGACUUCAUGCUUCAGGGCAUAAGGUGAUUGCCUGCUGCGGUCAGGAUGGAAUUUUUUCCCUUGUGCUUUGCACAAUUGACUAGAUGCAUUAGAGAGAGUACUCAGGCUGCGCUUGGAGGAGCGGGGGGCUGGAGGCCCUGGCAGAAGACGUCGCUGGGUGAGAUCAUAUGGGAAAUGGUCUGGUGUGCGAUGAAUAACCCCAUCAUCAUUUGGCUUUAUCAUUUUUGUUUCAUAUUAAGAUUCUGCAUACCAGGCCUGUAUAUUUCUGUAAGCCACAUGAUGAGAUUGGGAGUAUACAGUGGAAUCAGAUGACCUGGACUCCAACUUUGGCCAACAGAGUACUCUCUGAGUGACUGUGGAAAGCCCUGUCCCCUCAGACCCUCAGUCUCUUCAUCUGUGGAGUCACAAUUCUACCAAGCAUCACAUGAGACAGCAGAGCUGAACAUGCUUCAUAAAAGCCAGAUGAGUGCUGCUCAGAUGUAAGGUAGCUAAGUGGGAUUUCUGAGGAGGGGCUGCUCUGACUUCAUCUUGGCCCACCAUGAGGUUCUUCCUGCUUUGUGCCUACAUGCUGCUUCUGAUGAUUUCCCAGCUGAGGGCAGUCAGCUUUCCUGAAGAUGAUGAACCCCUCAAUACUGUUGAUUAUCACUAUUCAAGGCAAUAUCCGGUUUUUAGAGGACGCCCUUCAGGCAAUGAAUCCCAGCACAGGCUGGACUUUCAGCUGAUGUUGAAAAUUCGAGACACACUUUAUAUUGCUGGCAGGGAUCAAGUUUAUACAGUAAACUUAAAUGAAAUCCCCAAAACAGAAGUAAUACCGAGCAAGAAACUGACAUGGCGGUCAAGACAACAGGACCGAGAAAACUGUGCUAUGAAAGGCAAACAUAAAGAUGAAUGCCACAACUUUAUUAAAGUGUUUGUUCCAAGAAACGAUGAGAUGGUUUUUGUAUGUGGUACCAAUGCAUUUAAUCCCAUGUGUAGAUACUAUAAGUUGAAUACCUUAGAGUAUGACGGGGAGGAAAUUAGUGGCCUGGCAAGAUGCCCAUUUGAUGCCAGACAAACCAAUGUUGCCCUUUUUGCUGAUGGGAAGCUAUAUUCUGCCACAGUUGCUGACUUCUUGGCCAGCGAUGCUGUUAUUUAUCGAAGCAUGGGUGAUGGAUCUGCCCUUCGUACAAUAAAAUAUGAUUCCAAAUGGAUAAAAGAGCCACAUUUUCUUCAUGCCAUAGAAUAUGGAAACUAUGUCUAUUUCUUCUUUCAAGAAAUUGCUGUAGAGCAUAAUAAUUUAGGCAAGGCUGUGUAUUCCCGUGUGGCCCGCAUAUGUAAAAAUGACAUGGGUGGCUCCCAGCGGGUCCUGGAGAAACACUGGACUUCAUUUCUGAAGGCUCGGCUUAACUGCUCUGUCCCCGGAGAUUCGUUUUUCUACUUUGAUGUCCUGCAGUCUAUUACAGACAUCAUACAAAUCAAUGGCAUCCCCACUGUGGUCGGGGUGUUCACCACACAGCUCAACAGCAUUCCUGGGUCUGCAGUGUGUGCAUUUAGCAUGGAUGACAUUGAAAAGGUAUUCAAAGGACGGUUUAAAGAACAGAAAACUCCAGAUUCUGUGUGGACAGCAGUUCCCGAAGACAAAGUACCAAAGCCAAGGCCUGGCUGUUGUGCAAACCAUGGCCUUGCCGAAGCUUAUAAAACCUCCAUCGAUUUCCCUGACGAAACCCUGUCGUUCAUCAAAUCCCACCCACUAAUGGACUCUGCCGUCCCACCUAUUGCCGAGGAGCCCUGGUUCACAAAGACUCGGAUCAGGUACAGACUGACGGCCAUCGCUGUUGACCACACUGCUGGGCCCCACCAGAACUACACAGUCAUCUUUGUUGGCUCUGAAGCUGGCGUGGUGCUCAAAGUUUUGGCAAAGACCAGCCCUUUCUCUUUGAAUGACAGCGUAUUACUGGAAGAGAUUGAAGCAUACAACCAUGCAAAAUGUAAUGCUGAGAGUGAGGAGGACAGAAAGGUCAUCUCAUUACAGUUGGAUAAAGACCAUCACGCUGUGUACGUGGCAUUCUCCAGCUGCGUCAUUCACCUCCCCCUCAGUCGCUGUGAGCGUUAUGGAUCCUGUAAAAAGUCUUGUGUUGCAUCUCGGGACCCAUACUGUGGCUGGUUAAGCCAGGGGGCCUGCGGCAGAGUGACCCCAGGGAUGCUGCUGUUAACCGAAGACUUCUUUGCUUUCCAUAACCACAGCGUUGGAGGAUAUGAACAAGACACAGAAUAUGGCAACACGGCCCACCUAGGGGACUGCCAUGAAAUUUUGCCUACUUCAACUACACCAGAUUACAAAAUAUUUGGCGGUCCAACAUCUGACAUGGAGGUAUCUUCACCAUCUGUUAUCACAAUGGCAAGUAUCCCAGAAAUCACACCUAAAGUGAUUGAUACCUGGAGACCUAAACUGACGAGCUCCCGGAAAUUUGUAGUUCAAGAUGACCCAAACACUUCUGAUUUUACUGAUCCUUUAUCAGGUACCCCAAAGGGUGUACGAUGGGAGGUCCAGUCGGGAGAGUCCAACCAGAUGGUCCACAUGAAUGUCCUCAUCACCUGUGUCUUUGCUGCUUUUGUUUUGGGUGCAUUCAUUGCAGGUGUCGCAGUAUACUGCUAUCGUGACGUGUUUGUUCGGAAGAACAGAAAGAUCCACAAAGAUGCAGAAUCUGCCCAGUCGUGCACGGACUCCAGUGGGAGUUUCGCCAAACUGAAUGGUCUCUUUGACAGCCCGGUCAAGGAGUAUCAACAGAAUAUCGAUUCUCCCAAAUUGUACAGUAACCUGCUGACCAGUCGGAAAGAGCUGCCACCCAACGGAGAUACUAAAUCCAUGGUAAUGGACCAUCGAGGCCAACCACCCGAGCUGGCUGCUCUCCCCACACCUGAGUCUACACCUGUCCUUCACCAGAAGACCCUGCAGGCCAUGAAGAGCCACUCGGACAAGGCCCAUGGCCAUGGGGCUUCAAGGAAAGAAACCCCGCAGUUUUUCCCUUCUAGCCCACCGCCCCACUCCCCACUAAGUCACGGGCAUAUCCCCAGUGCCAUUGUUCUCCCUAAUGCCACUCAUGACUACAACACGUCUUUCUCAAACUCCAAUGCUCACAAAGCUGAAAAGAAGCUUCAAAGCAUUGACCACCCACUUACAAAGUCAUCCAGUAAAAGAGAUCACCGGCGUUCUGUGGAUUCCAGAAAUACCCUCAAUGAUCUUCUGAAGCAUCUAAGUGACCCAAACAGCAACCCCAAAGCCAUCAUGGGAGAUAUCCAGAUGGCCCACCAGACCCUAAUGCUGGAUCCUGUGGGACCUAUGUCUGAGGUCCCACCCAAGGUCCCUAACCGGGAGGCAUCACUCUACUCUCCUCCUUCAACUCUCCCCAGAAACAGCCCAACCAAACGAGUGGACGUCCCCACCACUCCUGGAGUCCCAAUGACUUCUCUGGAAAGACAAAGGGGUUACCACAAAAAUUCCUCCCAGAGGCACUCUAUAUCUGCAAUCCCUAAAAACUUAAACUCACCAAAUGGUGUUUUGUUAUCUAGACAGCAUAGUAUGAACCGUGGAGGCUAUAUGCCCACCCCUACUGGGGCAAAGGUGGACUAUAUUCAGGGAACACCAGUGAGUGUUCAUCUGCAGCCUUCCCUCUCCAGACAGAGCAGCUAUACCAGUAAUGGCACCCUUCCUAGGACGGGACUAAAGAGGACACCGUCCUUAAAACCUGAUAUGCCACCAAAGCCUUCACUUGUUCCUCAAACCACGUCUGUCAGACCACUGAACAAAUACACUUACUAGGCCUCAAGUGUGCUAUUCUCCGUGUGGCUUUAUCCUGUCCGUGUUGUUGAGAGGAUGAUGUUGUAAGGGUACCUUAAGAUAAGAGAUUCCCUUGUAUUUUAAGAGAACCAAGUGGCCAAAGAAACUCUUUCUAGCUUUGGCAACAUCAGAACUUGCCACAAGUAGCUACUACAGCAAAGCUUCUGUGUACUUGCCCGAAAACAAAGGAAGGUGCUGGUCAUUCCAUUUCUUUUGUUUGAAGCUAAAGAGAUGUGUAGCUCCCAGGGGCUACCCUACCAGUAUAGAGAGCUGAUACAGUACUCAGAAGGAUCUGUGAGCAAAUACUUGAAAAUGGGUUCAACUUAGGCUACCAUUAUGUGUGGUCUUCCCAUUAAAUGUGAACAUUUUAAUUGUAUGCAUUCACCUUGCCUCUUGCACAAAUGUCAAAAAACAAUGGUAAUGUCUCAAAGAAAUGAACUUGUAGAUUACCAAACAAUUUGCUAAAAAUUCAGUCUUUGACCCAAACUGUAGCAUUUUUUUCAAGGGUGGCAUUUUUUUUUCAUGCCAUCAAUGAACUGUGGUGUGUGUGCGUAUGUGUGUGCGUGCGUGCACGUGUGUGUGUGUGCGUGUAAGUGUGUGUGUGUUCUGUACCCACUAGGAUUUGUUUUGGUGCCCAUUGCAUCUUUUUGUGCUAUGGACUUGUUUACAUUGAGCAUGACUGAACAAGAGACAAUAACUUCUUCCCACAGCAGUCCAUUGGGUUCAGCUUUGAGAAAAGAAAUAAAAUCAAGGCUGAUUUGACCAUCAAAAUGAUUAACUUGACUCACAUGGUCCCCAAUGUCAGAAUGUAAGAGUUCUAAGUAAUUUUGUGCUGCUAUUCAUUAAAACUUCUAUUACAGUCUUGCCAGCUUAAGGAGAUAGAGAUGUUAAGAGGUAUCCUUGAUUUAUCCACCAGUAUUCAGUAGUAAAAUUUACCUGUCCACUGUGACUCCAAGCCUGACUCACUGUAUUUAACCUUGGACACACUAAUAAGGUUUUAUUUUGAUGUUGUUUGGUUUCUCCCAUGUAGUACGAUUUCUCUUCCUUUAACUCCUCCUACCCCCAAGAUAAAGAACAAAACAAAACAGAAGACAAAAGAAGGAAAUGUGAAAGGAAUUCUAAUUGGCCUAACAGAGAGAUUCUCUGAAAACCGAACAGUGGUGCAAUCAUGUUGUCUGUGUUGUGUUCUAUUAGAAUUUUCUUCUAAGUCAUGCAGGUAAUGACAAUAUACUGUAAAUAUUACAUGUGAGUUUACCUGAAUCUGUGCAUUUUGUGCCUUAUUCAUGAGAAUGAUAGAAGUACUAAAAUAUGUCAAGUGUUUUCAGUAUAGCACAUCAUUUACUGAGUGCCAGUUGUAAAUGUUUUUCAACCAGCACCUGAAAAGACUUUUAAAAAAUCAUAAAAACAACCUAGAACAAUUAAUUGUCAAACAGUCCACCCAAAUAGAAGCAUUACAUCCCUUGCCGUGAUAAACAUUCCACUCCUGCUUUCCCAAGGAUGAAACAGUGAUAAUGCGAAGUCAAAUGAGGUUUCUCGGGUAAUGUGACAUCUGCGGGAACCGUAGAGUCAUUGAUUCGUAGUUUUGCAGAAGCCACUUACAGUUGAUGAUGUGUAACCCUGAUGACUGUUUCAGUUAAUAUGCUGCACACCACACCACGGUUUAUUGAACCUAAUCUAGAAAGUAUCAAGGCAGAGGAAUGCUCCUGACUUAGUCACCAAGUAAAUUCAACUGAUUUCUUGUGGUAACACUGAUGGCCUAUAUCACUUGGGGGAGGAUGGGUUGCAGAAGACCAGAGCAUCUUUAUACAGAUUGUAGAAUACUGAUACAGUUAUUCUUUUCCUUUGAGAAUAUUGUUUUAUAAGUAACGUGAUUCCCUGAGAUCUCUGGAAACUCAAAAACUAGAACGUCUGUUCUUGAAACAUGUCAGCUUUGCAACUAAAAUAUUACAGAUUAAUCAUAAAUUAAACCAACCAAUGACAAACACUACUCAGUCCACCGCCAACAAACGUGUUUGAAUUCACCUUACCAAUAUUAAUCCCAGCGUGCGGAAAAUGGAACAGUAACUCUAUGUGAACCCGGAUAACAUUUUGUAACAUUGUGCUGCCUUGUAGUUUGUAAUGUGAGUUCUAUCAGUAUUUAUGUUGAAAUUUCUAACAUAAAAUCUAGUCUCUAUCCUGUUAAUUUAAUUUUUAAAUGCUUUAUCCAUUUGUGCAAAGGUAAACACAGAUUGUAUCUUUUUUAAUGGUACGGCAUAAAAAGUAACCCUAAAGUGAAGUGGCUCUAUACUGUUUUAUAGAGUACUUUAACAUGUAUAGAUAUCUUGUAAACUUGUAUUGUGGAUGUGUAAAUAAUAUGUACCUUGGGUUUUUAACACCGCAUGUAAAGUCAAAAUAAAAUAUACAA